Messenger RNA from Peromyscus leucopus (white-footed mouse), 4514 nucleotides. It is a transcript of the gene Nfix, whose product is annotated as nuclear factor I X. Gene Ontology annotation, molecular function: DNA-binding transcription factor activity, RNA polymerase II-specific; RNA polymerase II cis-regulatory region sequence-specific DNA binding. NCBI's taxonomy places the organism in Eukaryota, Metazoa, Chordata, Mammalia, Rodentia, Cricetidae. The record is from RefSeq and is a predicted model, not a curated record. The transcript has 11 exons. The coding region runs from base 489 to 1985 and encodes 498 amino acids. Gene Ontology annotation, cellular component: nucleus. Gene Ontology annotation, biological process: regulation of transcription by RNA polymerase II.
AAAAACCUGAGAGAGCCCAGCCCUCUGUCACCUGAUUGAGGGUGAAGGGGUUGUGGGAGAUUGGGGAAGGGGCCGCAGGUCGACCCAUGUAGCUUUUAACCCUAAUGUGGCUGAGAACAACCACCUUAUUUGGGCUAACAAGAAGUGUUUUGUUCAUUAUUACUGUGAUUAACAUUAGUAUCGGUGCCGAUAACAAAGCUGAAACCACAUAUUUAGAAUUUAGAUCUGAUUUAAAAAAAUGUUGGGGUGGAUGUUCCAACUGGAUCUGGAGAAAAGAAAAUGAAAACAGCCUGGUGAGAGGGGACCCAGAGCCGCUUCCUCCAUCUCAGAUGGCAUUCUCUGUCUUCUCAGGAGGGGCAGCCAAACAUUGGCCAGUCCGGACAGGACAGAAGGCGGCAAGGCAGCUCUUGCUUGCCCUUCCAUCUGCACCCUCAGGCAGCGGGACACUGCUGGGACCAGCUGACCCUAGUUCACAGCUGCCGUAGAACAUGGAGAUGUCAUGGGAUGAGUUCCACCCGUUCAUCGAGGCGCUGCUGCCUCACGUCCGAGCCUUCUCCUACACCUGGUUCAACCUGCAGGCGCGGAAGCGCAAGUACUUCAAGAAGCACGAGAAGCGGAUGUCGAAGGACGAGGAGCGCGCGGUGAAGGACGAGCUGCUGGGCGAGAAGCCUGAGAUCAAGCAGAAGUGGGCAUCCCGGCUGCUGGCCAAGCUGCGCAAAGACAUCCGGCCCGAGUUCCGAGAGGACUUUGUGCUGACCAUCACGGGCAAGAAGCCCCCCUGCUGCGUGCUCUCCAACCCCGACCAGAAGGGCAAGAUCCGGCGGAUUGACUGCCUGCGCCAGGCCGACAAGGUGUGGCGGCUGGACCUGGUCAUGGUGAUUUUGUUUAAGGGGAUCCCCUUGGAAAGUACUGAUGGGGAGCGGCUCUACAAGUCGCCCCAGUGCUCGAACCCCGGCCUGUGCGUCCAGCCACAUCACAUUGGAGUCACAAUCAAAGAACUGGACCUUUAUCUGGCUUACUUUGUCCACACUCCGGAAUCCGGACAAUCAGAUAGUUCAAACCAGCAAGGAGAUGCGGACAUCAAACCACUGCCCAACGGGCACUUAAGUUUCCAGGACUGCUUUGUGACUUCCGGGGUCUGGAACGUGACAGAGCUGGUGAGAGUGUCACAGACUCCUGUUGCAACCGCAUCAGGACCCAACUUCUCCCUGGCAGACCUGGAGAGCCCCAGUUACUACAACAUAAACCAAGUGACCCUGGGACGGCGGUCCAUCACCUCCCCUCCUUCCACCAGCACCACCAAGCGCCCCAAGUCCAUCGAUGACAGCGAGAUGGAGAGCCCAGUUGAUGAUGUGUUCUACCCUGGGACAGGCCGCUCCCCAGCAGCUGGUAGCAGCCAGUCCAGUGGAUGGCCCAAUGACGUGGAUGCAGGCCCUGCUUCUCUAAAGAAGUCAGGAAAACUGGACUUCUGCAGUGCCCUCUCCUCUCAGGGCAGUUCCCCACGCAUGGCUUUCACCCACCACCCGCUGCCUGUGCUUGCUGGAGUCAGACCAGGGAGCCCCCGGGCCACAGCAUCGGCCCUGCACUUCCCCUCCACGUCCAUCAUCCAGCAGUCGAGCCCGUAUUUCACACACCCGACCAUCCGCUACCACCACCACCACGGGCAGGACUCGUUGAAGGAGUUUGUGCAGUUUGUGUGCUCUGAUGGCUCGGGCCAGGCCACUGGACAGCCCAACGGUAGCGGCCAGGGCAAAGUCCCGGGGUCAUUUUUGCUACCGCCGCCGCCUCCAGUGGCCAGACCUGUGCCCCUUCCUAUGCCUGAUUCCAAAACCACCAGCACGGCCCCAGACGGCGCGGCCUUGACUCCUCCAUCACCUUCAUUCGCAGCGACAGGCGCCUCCUCUGCCAACCGGUUUGUCAGCAUCGGACCCCGGGACGGCAACUUUCUGAACAUCCCACAGCAGUCUCAGUCCUGGUUCCUCUGAUUAAGGUCAACAAAGAAACAACAAAAUAAAAAAAAAAAAAAAAAAAGAGGUUCCUCAAAAGGGGGGAGAAGAAAUUUUGAAACAUGGAAAUAUCCCCCAGCCCAGCCCCACCGAAAAGCAAAACUUAGACGUCGUCAGCCACUCAGCCCUUCCCUCCUCCAGCCCGGGUACCCCUGCGGUCCAAAGCAGCCCAGUCCUGGGAGCCCUCGGAAGGGGUCUCAGCGGAGCUUACACCAGCAGCCAAGCAGAAAGAAGCAUGCUAAACGGACUCUGCUAAACAGAGGACAAACAGAAAGGAUGCAACAAGGCUGCCUUCCUCCUACCCAGCCCGGCCCUCCGGGGAAGGAGCAGCCAGCUCGCUGUUCUUGGGGACCCCACCCUCCGCUGGACCUAAGCUUCCCUAGGAGCCCGGAGGAACAGCUCGUAAGGAUGAUGGGAGUAGACAUUCGAGCUCACCUCCGGACUUCGCCCCUCCUUCCUCUCCCUCUCACCCUUCCUGGGAGCCUCUGCUCAGGCUUCUGUCCCCAGCUGCUCUGGACCAGGCGAGGAUGGCCCCGGGGUGGGCAGGGGGAUGUUCCUUGGAGCUAGCUGAAUUCAGCGUUGAGUCCAGAAUGGAGGGUGUUCUGCCACCCCACUCUAAACCGCACGGGCAGUUCUCGGGCUGGACCCCCUCUGUACAGCACACAGGAAAAAGUCAGAAUGCUCUGGACUGGACGCUCAGCCCGGCACAGGCACCCUCUUCCAUCCCCGUAGGCGGCGAGGGCUGCCCUCUGCCACGCCCCUAGGGAAGGGAGUCGGCCCCAGGUCGCCCCGCACCCCAGCCCUGCAUGCAGGUGCCCUCGCUCCGCCCCUCUGCCCUGUCCCUGCCCCUGCCGCACACCGCCCUCCAGGGGCCGGCCGAGAGUGGAGCAGAAAGGGCCCCGGAGCCGAGCGAGGAGGACCAGGCAGCCUCCACCUGCGCUAGGUAGGCGUCCUGCUCUCGAGACUUUCAGUUCCUGUGGAGGGUGGGGGGUGUCAUCCUUUUAAAAGAGUGUUCUGGAGCCUUCUGGUCCCCUUCCCUUCCCACCACACCCCGUGGCCACUUCUCCCUAGAUUUUAGCUGUCAUGUCUUUCCUCUUUAUUUAGGGGUGGGGCCGUCAUUGUUUGGUCUUUCACUGUUGCAGUUGGGAACUCCUCCUCUGUUUGAGCAACUUGGGAACAAUUUCGUAACACACCACAGGAAGCAGCUCUCCUCCCAGCCCCCUCCUCCUGCAAGGGAUGGUGGAGGCUUGUCCAGAGGGUCUUGAGAAGCCCCCUGGGAGGGAGGGGAACGCGAGCACGCCAGCCCCCCUCCAGGGUGACUGGGCCCCUCUGGCUUGUCUUUCUGUGCCUUAGUCCUUCCUCCUUCCCUGCAUCUCCCCUCCCAGGCCCAUUCUCAAGGCCUUGCGCCUCUCCGGUAUGAAAACACAAAGCACAGGUCAGGAUCCUCCGCAAGUCGGUCCAACAUUGCACCACGUGGGGGUGGGUUGUGGGCUUUAUUUAUUGAGAAUCGAGUUGGUGAGGCUGCGGCCCUGAGCAGGCGAAUGGCCGCGUGCAGGGAGCUCGGGGCUGGGAGGCGGCUGUGCGGGGCGCUGUGUGGAAGUUGAGCGAAGCCCUCCCCUGUGGCGUCGAGGGCCCGGGUGGAGAUCCCGCGGGGGGCCUCCCUGUGCGAGGGGAGGGAGCCCCAGGGUGGGGGGCCGGGCGGGCCGGGCGUGACGCGCGGUCAAAGUGCAAUGAUUUUUCAGUUCGGUUGGCUAAACAGGGUCAGAGCUAAGAGCUAGCGAAAGAGGGUCCCUGCCCGUCCGGCCGCGUGCGCCUCUUCGGUCGGUCGAAGACAGUCGGGCUGCGGGCGCUGUGGGUUUGCGGGGCGCAGCCCCGGGCGAGGUCAGAAGCUGCAGGCCAGCUGGGCCGGGGCCCAAGGUGCCCGGCGAGGUACCCCUGGGAGGACCGGGGUGGGGUGGGGGUGGCGCUCCUUUCCCAAGUGGUGUUGUGAGGGGCAGGCGAGGGACGAUGAGGGCGACAGAUGUGGGGACGUAUUAGGAGAGGAAACAACCCACAAAAAAAAAAAAUAUAGGGGAAAUUAACCUUUUUUUUUUUUUCAUUGAACCAAGUGCAAUGCAUCAGAGAGUUUUCCUAUCUUUGUAUGUUAAGAGAUUAAGAAAAAAAUUCUAUUUUUGUUGUACUGUCCUCGCGGCUCUGGGGACGCUAAAAGAACUGGGCCUGCCCUGCCCUUAGCGGGGAUGAAAGCUGAGUGUUUUUCCUUUUUUUUUUUCUUUUCUUUUCCUUUUUUUUUUUGAUAGUUCUCUGGGUUUUUUUCUUUUUGUUUGUUUGUUUGGUUGAUUGGUUGGUUGGUUUUUUGCCGUUUUCCUGCGUUGACGAGGAUAAUCUGGGGUUUUAAUUUGUUUCGUCGUUCGGUCGGUGGGAGGGCUGAAGAAAACGUUCACAUUUUAUAUUUUAAAAAACACCUCGACAUGAAAAAAAAAAAAACCAACACAAGAUCAAAAGGAAAAG